Didymodactylos carnosus is the source of this 822-nucleotide messenger RNA. NCBI's taxonomy places the organism in Eukaryota, Metazoa, Rotifera, Eurotatoria, Philodinida, Philodinidae. The record is from the annotation of a GenBank genome assembly.
AUGUUAUUCAGUGUAUUAAAUUUAUUUUUAUGUAGUCUUUAUACUCACGAUGUUGUUGCUGAUCCACUCACUAUUCGCGAGCAAAAUAUCGCUCAAAUUAAACAGGAUCGUGAAAAGAUUAAAGAGUUUACGCUUGAAGAAGCGAACAAAUAUGACAUAUCUGAAGUAACACCUGAAGACUUCAUUUAUUCAUUCGAGACGAUUGUUGAUGAUUCAAUGUCAGAUUUUGAGUUCUACCAAUUGAGAAAAAAGGGUUUGACUGAUUAUGAGUAUCGAUUUCAAAUAAAAAUGGAAUAUGGCCUGAUUAUGAAGAGAAUACUCCGAUCUCGAAGUGAUAAUACACUAACCGUUUUCGAACAAAUAGCCAUUAUGUUCUAUACGGGUCCACCUUAUUUACUCAUCAAUCAUAUAUUGAGAAUUGGCAACAUUCAGAUCGAGCACAAACCGUUCCUUCAUGCUUUGAUCACUGGUCUAUCAAAACUACCAGUCAUAACGAGUAAAGAAAACGGUCCUCUUUAUCGUGAAGAUGUGAUGGAGCAGUGUCGAUUGAGAGAGCAUCAAGUAGGUAAAAUUGUCCUGUAUACAGGCAUCACAUCCACGACCAAAUUACAGAGUAUAAAGGGGCGAGAGAUGAAAUGUAAUAUAAUUCUACAAGAAUAUCGUACAGCUCGUUCCAUUAAACAUUUGUCGUUGGAUCACACAAAACAUCAGGAAGAAUUUGUCUUCGUACCCGGUACAAUAUUUGAGGUGAUGAAGAAAGAACAGACGCGAGAUGGAUCGUCGAAAAUCUUCAUGGAAGAAAGAUUAAUCACUGAAUUGUAG